AGAGGUGCGGGGACGAGCCCAGGGGCGUGCAGCACGGAAACAGUGCAGGGGCAGCCGGCGGAACCCCCACCAGAGCAGGGAGCAGCAUGCAGAGCCAGCCAGGCUCCUCACAGUUCCGGAUGAAGCUCCUCCUGGAUGAUGGGAUGAUCCUUAAUCCUGUGAGGGGGAGAAUGAGCAGUACCCAGGAGCACCUGGAUAGGGUUUUGACUGGGAGCAUGGAGAGCAUGGAGAGUGUCAGUGAGGAACCCGGCAUGGAGCUGGCUUUUUGCACUGGAGACAACGAUGGGAUUGAGGAAGAUGGAGAAACCCCAGAGGAGCUGCCGAGUUUUCCCAGUGAGCUCUCAGUGCUGGAGAAAUUGGGACUGCACAGCACAAAUUUGACGGAGCAGGAUGUGGAGGCAGCCUUUGCCCACCUCGCCCUGGCGUUUCGCUGCGACAUGUUCACCCUGCAGCAACGAGUGCAGGUGGAGAAGCGAGCACAAGAUGCAGCAGAGGAAAACAUCCAGGAGGAGCUGGGGCAGUGCCGGACUUUUCUGGAGAGGCUGACUGCAUCCUGCAUGGAUGUGAGCUGCAAGGAGAUGCUGGAGCAGCUGCAGUGCAGCCUGGCUGUGCUGGCAGCUGCCAUCAAGCGUGCCACCAGUGCUGCAGAGAAGCUGGGAGCUGUUCACCAGGAGGCACGGAUGAGCCGAGCGGCGGAGGUGAUGGUCCAGCACGUGGAGAACCUGAAGCGGCACCACCUGCGUGAGCACGCUGAGCUGGAGGAAAUGAAGUGCCUGAUCCAGCAGAACUCCCGCAACCGGCAGUUGGCAGAGACCCAGGGUGAGGUGGUCUCACUCCUGAGGGGGGACCAGAGCAGCCGUUACUCCACGGAGCUGCGGGACUUCAAGAACCAGGUGCUGGGCAUGCUGGAGACGGCGGAGAAGGAACGCGAGGCUCUGCGGACCGAGGCGGAGAGCGCGGCGGCGCGGGUGGACCGCCUGGAGCGAGAGGUGGAUUACCUGGAAACGCAGAACCCCGCACCGCCCUGCGUGGAGGUGGACGAAGUGCUGACGGAGAAGCAGGCGGCCGCGGGCAAGCAGAGGAAGAACGAGAAGUACAGCAAAGUGACGGACUGCAGUGACACCAUUGCAAGUGUCAGAGCCAUGAAGAUCCUGAAGCGCUUUGGCGGCUCCGUGGGGCUCUGGACCAAGGAUGCUGCAGGGAACUCUGAGAAGAUUUACGUCUUCGAUGGCACCGCCAACGACACGGUGUACGUCUUCCCCCGCAUGAGGGAGUUCACGCUCUUCUCGGCCACGCGCCGUGCAGCCCGCAUCAAGCUGCCCUACCCCUGGGUGGGCACCGGGCACCUGGUCUACGGCGGGUACCUCUACUACAUCCGCCAGCAGGGCCCCUUCCAGGUGAUCAAGUUCGACCUGACCAAUAAGACGGUGGUGGACAGCUCGGUGUUCCCGGCCGAGGAGCAGAUCCCCGUCUUCGGGCUCUCCCCCUUCACCUACAUUGAGCUGGCGGCAGAUGAAGAGGGGCUCUGGGCCAUCUACGCCACCAAGGAGGACGAGAAGAACAUCUGCCUGGCCAAGCUGGACCCCGACUCGCUGGACAUCGAGCAGAUGUGGGACACGCCGUGCCCGCGGGAGAACGCCGAGGGCGCCUUCGUGGUGUGCGGGGCUCUGCACGUGGCCUACAACACCCGCCUGCCCAGCCGCUCCCGCGUGCAGUGCGUCUUCGACGUCAGUGGGACGCUGCCCCCCGAGGAGGCUUCCCUCGUGUACUUCCCCAAACGCUACGGCUCCCAUUCCAGCAUGAAGUACAGCCCCCGCGAGAGGCAGAUCUACGCCUGGGACGACGGCUACCAGAUCAUCUACCGCAUGGAGAUGAAGAAGAAGCUGGAGGUCUGAAGGGCCCCUGCCAAAGCCUGGACUGAUGAAAUGAGGUUUUCUACUCUGUGAUGCAAUGAAUAAAUGCUAUGCAGCACGCUGCAGCCGCCUGCUUGGGGGGAGUGCGGGGCGCUGGGGGCUGCAGCAGUGAGCUCUAUGCUGCCGUGA
Messenger RNA from Meleagris gallopavo (turkey), 2042 nucleotides. The record is from RefSeq and is a predicted model, not a curated record. NCBI's taxonomy places the organism in Eukaryota, Metazoa, Chordata, Aves, Galliformes, Phasianidae.